Molecule: messenger RNA, 4043 nt
Organism: Paramacrobiotus metropolitanus
Lineage: Eukaryota; Metazoa; Tardigrada; Eutardigrada; Parachela; Macrobiotidae
Product: CLIP-associating protein 1-A-like
Exons: 22
Coding region: 266-3652 (1128 amino acids)
Biological process (GO): mitotic spindle assembly
Cellular component (GO): spindle microtubule; mitotic spindle; cytoplasmic microtubule
Molecular function (GO): microtubule binding
Source: RefSeq, a predicted model, not a curated record
UCAUGCGCAUUUAUUCAUUGGAGCCUCCUCCUUCGCACCAGUCAAUGAAGUGCAAGUCUGCCAGAAUCUUGAGAGACUCUUGCGAUGCCUGAUGCCAGCGAUGGUGUGUGACUUGGUGAAACUGAAUUCUGUGUUUAUGGUUUCCUGACUGAUUUAUGGCUGGGAAUGAUGGUUUUAUAAUUUUAUCUCAACAAAAUCGACGUUGUGCUCAACAAUAAGGAUAUUUCCAUCAGCGUUUAGGAUUUGUGUCGGUGGAUCAAAGGAAAUGGCGAAACCUGAUGCCAAACCAAAAGGGUUUCCACAGGAAGCGGUGGACGAAAGUGAUUUUAUAAAGAGUGCGGUUAAUAAAAGUGCCAGUCGUGCUCAGAGCGUUCCCCCAAAGCCCCGAAAUGCAUUCGGUUUGCCCGCACCGAAAUCAUCUAGCAGCAACGCCCCUAAAGAAGCUGGGGCUGUUGAUGAAGAGCAGUUUCGCGAAGCUUUCACAGAGUGUCCACGGUUGUCCAUCUCGUCCGGUGCUGAAGUGGAGUCGGAACUUACAAAAAUUAAAGAUAGUCUUUCUAAUCCUAAAGAAGAUUGGGAGAAAAGGGUCGAUCAGCUUAAGCGUUUACGCGGUGUUGUUAUCGCUGGAGCGGCCGAUUACAAAGAAUACGCAGCUACAAUGAAAUUUGUGGAUUUAGCCCUGCAAGUUGCCGUCAAAGAUCUUCGCUCGCAGGUUGUCCGCGAAGCUUGUGUAACCCUCUCGUUUAUGGCUGAAAAGCUGGGAAUGCGCUUUGAGCGUACUGCCGAAUUAACGCUUCCAUCAUUAGUCUUACUUAUUCCAAAUUCAGCGAAAGUUAUGUCAACGUCUGGAAUUAUUGGAAUCCGCUUCAUUUUGGGCAAUGUGCAUUCAUCUAAACUGGUCCCCAUAAUUACCAACGAAUUUAUGACGUCGAAGUCGAAAGACAUUAGAAGAUAUUGCUGCGAGUUUAUUGGUCUUAUAUUGGCAAAAUUUCCUAAACAAGCCUUGGAGAAGCACGUUACUCUUUUACAAGAGGCCAUUAAGAAAGGGAUGGCUGACGCGGAUUCGGAAGCGCGAGCGCUAGCCCGCCAGGCCUUUUUUGGCUUCAAAAAGCACUUCCGAGCGCAGGCGGAUAAUUUAUUUAAAGAUCUGGAUCCCAUGAAGCAGCGUUAUCUUGAGGAAGGAAUGUCGCGGAGUACGAGUCAGAAUUCAUUGAAAUCUGGCGCUGCUCUUUCACUUGCACCCAGCAGCAAGAUACCAAUUACCGGCAACCUAGGCGUGGAAUGUGCUUUGCGCAUGGGAAAUGAUCAAGUGGAGAGCGUUUCUGCCCCUACCGAAUCGAAAGCUCGUUCCAGCAGUGCCAUUGAUAUGGCCGCUGCCCGUCGUGCUAAAGCGAAACUACUUUCGUCUGGAACACGAACUCUGCGUCCGCCAACACGACCGGCACCACCACCGACAUCGCGCGGAAGAAACCAGUCCACUAGCGCUGUAUCGCACUCUCAGCCGGGAAGCCGAUCGACUUCGCCAUCAAAUGCACGCUACGCGAAUACUUUGAAGCGUACUCCAGGGCACGCCAGUAAAGACGUCAGUCGAGAUUCCAGUCCUGUGCGCACAGCUGGAAAGGUUCGCACUAAUUCCUCAUUUCGCUACGGAACGCAGCGCAAAGCUGCCGGUGGCGAUGCGUCUGGACCAAACUCACGACGACCCAGUCAAAGUCUGGACCAAUCCAACUACCAUAGCGAUGACGAGAGCGAGACAUCCAGCUUAGCUUCCGAACAUUCUCUGGGAUCACACGUGCGAUCUCGUCCAGGCAAUCAGUCUGAUAUCAAGGAGACCAUUCCAGAUAUCAUUAAUCAGCUUAACAGCGGAAAUUGGACAACCAAACGAGAUGGAUUAAAUGGUUUGCGCCGGUACAUUCAAAAUGGAGCCAGGCAUUUAUCGCGUUCGGAGCUGGAAUCGAUUUGUUCCACUUUCACGAGAAUGAUGAAUGAUCCGACUACCAAAGUAAUUGGAUUAUUUUUGGACACUUUGCAAGAAUUCGUGAAUGCCUACAAACUGGAGCUGGGGUCGUGGUCGUACACCUUGAUUACCAAACUUUUGACCAAGCAAGGCGCUGACCUUGUCCCGACGGUGCAGGCGAAAAUCGAGAGCCUUUUUGACCUGAUCAGGUCAUCGUUUCCUGCGGAAAGUCAGUUCCAGCAUGUCGUGAGGUACAUCACCGACCAGACGCAAACUCCCAACGUCCGCGUUAAAGCCGCUGUGCUAAAUUUCCUGACAAAAUUGAUCCAGAAUUGUAUGCAAUCCAGUGAUCUAAAAAAUUCCAGUUCCUCUCGUCUCGGUGUAACCAGAAUAAUUAAUUGGACGAUUGAUGGAAAAACACCGGAAAUUCGACAGAAGUCACAACAAGUUCUGCAUGCCUUGCGACAGUUAAAUGAGGAUGAAUUCAUGCAGAUGGUUAACACGCUGGAUGAGUAUCUCCGAGAAGCGGCGAUGAAGUUAAUUAAUGGUUAUCCACGGCGUCCGUCGGGUUUGUUGGACGACGUUACUCUUUCACCAGUUGUUCCUCUCAGAUCUUCUCCCAUGACGCGAAUGUCACCGGCAAGGCAUGUUCCGGCACCCAAAGGCACAACUCCCGUUGGAUCUCCUUCCCAGCUAUCUUCAUCAGGGAAUGACGAAAAUGUCAACCCCGAUGUUUCUGUUCCCAGUAUUCAUCAUACGCCGAAGGACCUUCAGAAAUUUGGAAAUAAAAGUGCAUCGCCCCGGAGUGUCAGUAUUGGAUCGACUGAGCGGCGGCGACAGGUUCGUCAACACUCUGAACCCCCGGAACCUGUCACCCCCAAAACCAAAUGGUUUCCUCAGUACGAAAAUUAUUCCAUUGUUCCUGUCUACGCAAGUAUAGAGGAACAGAAACUGUAUUUGUCAACACUCCCGGAGCGGUUGAAUGAAAUGCACCCCGAAGAUCAGUUCCUGAUCUUUCGACAUCUCCAUGAAUUUAUGCCUUUAGUUUCCGAGUCUGUUUGGGAAGAGCAGUUUUCCAAUGUGCUUCCAUUUUUAUAUGAACAUUUCCCCAGCGUCAAGAAUGAUUUACAGGCUUGGUCGUUGGCAUGCUUUGCUCAUCUCAUAAAACUGCAGCCCGGACGGAUGCGUCAGUAUCCCGAAUUGACUAUUGUCAACAUUCUGGAAGUGCAGAAAGGAGCCAACAAAACGGUUAUAAAAUCGGCCGAAGAUUGUGGAUUUCUGGCAUCGCAAACUUUUCCGUGUGACGUGAUCGUUAAAAUUCUGAUUCCUAUCAUUACGACUCAACCCCAUCCAGAAAAUGCGGCUGCCGUAAGACUGUUCAGUUUUGUUGCACAACAAGCACCGAAAGAAGAUUUGGAGAAAGUCCUUCCGUCUAUUGUUCCUCAUCUGGUCACGGCGUACGCGGAUAACGGGGAGAGCAACAUGCGCAAGGAAUGCGUUUACGCGUUGAUUUAUACGCAAUUAAAAGUGGGCGAGGAGUUAAUGGCUCCCUAUUUACAGCCACUGCCGGCUAGCAAGGUGCGUUUGUUGCAUCUCUACUUGAAACGCAUCGUUUCUCCUGGGGAAUCUCCUAAUUCGUCAAACUCGGCUAUGGAAUCUAAUCAGCAGAAUGGAAGCAUUGACACUACAGUAUAGUGGUAGUCGUGUGAUUUGUUCGGUCUUAUCUAAUGGGAUUGCGCUGAUUUGAGGUUUUCAGGUGGUCUGCAGUGUUUGUGGCUGUCAGUUCUUGGUCAUUGUGCAAGUCGGAUUUGUGUAUGCUGUUCAUUGGCAUGCGUUUUUUGAGUUUCUUUUUGGUAUAUGCUUUUUGAGUUUGAAAUUGCGCCUGGAUUAGCCGGAUGUGUAUAAACGCGGAAGUCCUUGCAAGUGUGGUUUUUGUGGUGGACUUCCAGAGAGCGUACAUUUUAAUUUUGUGGGUUUUAUGUUUGCAACAAACCGUUUUUUGGGUUUUUUAAAGUGUAUGAGAAACCUCUCUCAGUUGGUAGUGCUGUGGAUUUAAAGGCGACGAAUAAAUUAUGCGUCAUAGUGU